Molecule: messenger RNA, 342 nt
Organism: Exophiala viscosa
Lineage: Eukaryota; Fungi; Ascomycota; Eurotiomycetes; Chaetothyriales; Herpotrichiellaceae
Product: 50S ribosomal protein L35Ae
Exons: 2
Coding region: 1-342 (113 amino acids)
Biological process (GO): cytoplasmic translation; ribosomal large subunit biogenesis
Cellular component (GO): ribosome; cytosolic large ribosomal subunit
Molecular function (GO): structural constituent of ribosome
Source: RefSeq, a predicted model, not a curated record
AUGGCAAAGAUCGAAACUGACUUGUUCCUUCUCGCAGUAUACGUCAAGGGCAAGCACCUGUCCUAUCAACGAGGAAAGCGCAACACAAACCCAAACACCUCUCUGCUCAAGAUCGAGGGUGUUGAUGACACCAACGCCGCAAAAUUCUACCUAGGAAAGCGCGUCGCAUUCGUCUACCGAGCCUCGAAAGAACGACAAGGCAGCAAGAUCCGAGUCAUCUGGGGCAAGGUCACCCGCCCUCACGGCAACAGCGGUGUCGUCCGAGCAAAAUUCAACCACAACCUGCCACCCAAGAGCUUCGGUGCCAGCGUCAGAGUCAUGCUUUACCCCAGUUCGAUAUGA